GUUUUCAAGUUUUCAAGACAGCAAUGCUACUACGUCUCUCAUCCAAACACAUCACGCUAUCGCACAAUCCGGCUUCAACGGAACAAAUUCACAAAAGUUCUAAACCAACAGCGAUUUAGUAAGUGUCUUAUCACUCUUUCGCUAUUUUGAGAGCGUAUUUCUUUUUACAGCUCUGUUAUUUGCUGCGGAUGAAAAUUAGAGUGGGUAAUAAUUUCGCAAUGGUGAAGAUUGUAAACCAAUAUUUUGCCUCGAUUUCGCAGAAACCCUCCGCCGUAUCUUACCGCGGGGACGGAUUCAACAGAAAGAGUUACCAAGAUAGUUUUCAACCCGGGAUCACCCUUAAGCAAAGAGGAAUUCUUGCACAAUCCUUGACAGAGAUUCGAGACUGUGUGGGAACCUUUGGAGCAAGCAAAUAUAUCGACAACAGAUCACCGGACGAAGACAACAACAUCCGUUCAUAGAGGAAUGGCUAGCAAGGCAGUCAAAAAUAGGUUCGUUUUGUCUGCGCUUUCUUUGUCUUUAUAUUAGAAUUAGCUAUCACGCAUUGCAAUUUGUGACUCUCGAGGGAGUAGUAAGGAUUUAAAUUGUUUAGAAAUAAUAAUUUUUGUCACAUUCGUGAGUAAAUCUUAAGUCAUUAUUCACUCCAGGCGCCUGACACUUCGAAGAUUGAUCGUCAAUUAGUAUGACACCUAAAAGUUUUCCUUGCUUGUAUCAAACACGCAAUCGAACUAAUUUUGGUACAUUUUUUUUGCUGCGUAAUGUCUGGCAAGAAAGAGAUAUUACUAAAUCAACUAUCUCGUCCUGUGUGGUUCGAAAGUGAUUUCUGUUACGUUUCCUUCAAAAUUCGCCAUUGCUCCUUUAACAAGGCCUUAAAUAACACGUAGGCGAUUGUACUUUCACAUAGUGCACUAAUUGUUUGUGAAAAACCAAAGUGCUUUCGAUUGUCGAUGAAACCGAGGAAAUACUAAUUUGAUAUGAAGUUUAUUAAACGACGUGUGCACAAAUUUAGAUUUGGACUUCGGUAAUUUUAAUGUUUGUUUGUCCCAACUAGUGGUCUGAUUGGUGAUUGCAUCGUAAUUAUUUGUUUGAUGUGCAUUUAUUGGCUCGCAAACGUUUACUGUGCAAAUAUUGUUCGUUUAAGAGCGUUUCGGAAGGUUGUAUCGAGUUUUUUUCCCCUUUUCUUUGGUAAUUGCAUCAGAAUUAGGUAGACUUCGUGAAGCGAACAUUUACAUCGUUGUUUAUCGAUAAACCAUGAUAACUGUCCAUGAGGUCGAAUGUUGUUUUCCAUUUUCAUUAUCUUGCUAUAAUAAUCUUUUUCUGAGCUAUUUCUGUGAUGCUAACACUUCUACAUAUACCAGCUGCUAUUUAUGUCUUACAAGUGUUACUUAAUUACCAUAUUUUUGAAGGAUGUUUUACAAUCUAGUACCUUUUGUUAGAGGUACCAAUUUCAAAAGAUCUGUGUAAAAUCAAAUUGUCCUGUUUUAGGCCAGAUUAUUAUAGAAACCGACCAGGUUUUCUUAGCUCAAAUGUUAAUGAUUUUCAAAUUGAUAUUGGGCUGCCAAAAAAAAUCCAGAGUCAAAACCUGUCUGAAAAUAGAUUCAAUGUAGCUGGGCAAAGCUCAAAAUCUUGGCCCAUUUUUGCCGAGAUUACAUGUACCUUAGCAAGAGAUAACCUUCCUCCUAAUAAUUUUAGUUACUGUCACAACCUGCUUGCUGGAUAAUGUUUGGAUAUUACAGGAAGAAGUAGCAUGUUAAUCACUCUGCAGACUGAAAGGGUUAAUCCCUUAACUGUUUGUCACUCUCUUAAACAGCGAGAACCAGAAAAAGAGAAGAUCACGUGAUGCAGCACGAUCCAGGAGAGGACAGCAGAACGAUGAGUUUGUGGAGCUUGCCAAUCAGCUGCCACUGCCCGCAGGACUUUCAUCACAGCUUGACAGGCUGUGCAUCAUGCGGCUGGUUAAUAGUUACAUUAAAAUGAAAAACCUUCUUCAAUCUCUGGUGUCCCAAGGUAAGGAUUUUAUCCUCACAGUUUCAAAUAUUGGCAACUUACAGCUAUUCAAAAUUAUGCUGGUUUAAAUUAAUUGCUCUCUUAAAUUAUUUCAGACAUGAAGAAGAUUGUGUCUCUCAAUGUAGCAGAUACCACAGUAUAUGACAAGGCAUCACUGGAGGUAAGCUUGGCACCAUUUUAGCAUCUCACCACCUCAUGCUACAGAUGAGCUUUCAAUCGGCAGUAACAAGCCUCAAGAUCUGUUGGGACUUUAAACCUGAUAGUGAACUAGGAGAAUUAACACUCAUAUUAAAAAACUUACCAUAUUCUGUAUGUCUUUAGGCACUAGAUGGGUUUGUCUUUGUUGUAACACCAGAUGGCCAGUGCAUUUAUGUGUCAGAUAACAUCACCCAUUACAUGGGACUCACACAGGUAAAUUACCUUAAACUGCUAUGAUCUUAUUCUAAAUUCUCCCCACUGGCUACAAUAUAUUUCUUUAUUAAACAGUUUAAGAGAAGUUAAUCACCACCUAAUUACUCUGCCUAUUUUGAUUACCUUUCUGCCACAUAAUGAAUUAUUGUGGAGAAAGAAUUGUGAGUGUAAGCCCUUUGUCAGAGCUGGUUAGCCCUUCUCUUUUCACUCUGGCAAAGGGCUAGUAGGUGCUGAUCUUCCUUUCUAUUAGGUUAAAUAUAGAGGUUAGUCACUGAACUAUUCCUAACAUUUUAAUCUACAUAACCCAACUGGCCAGGUGUCAGUAUUAUGGAAGACUUAAAUACAACUCCAUUGUGUUUUUUUUUUCCUGGACAGAUUGAAGUAACUGGUAACAGUUUCUACAAAUACAUCCACCCCUGUGAUCAUGAGGAACUUUCCAAUCAGCUUGGUGGACAGAUCCCUCUUGAAGAUAUGGAAAUCUUCGAUGGCCUGUUCUGUUCUGAUUCUGUCUUUAUGAUGAGCAAUCACUUGAAGGGUGGAUCCAAAAAAUCCAUGCACGAGAACCCUCACAAGUCAUUUUUCUUGCGCAUAAAAAGCACACUGACAAGCAGAGGAAAGAAUGUUAACCUUCGAGCCUCAACUUACAGAGUAAGGCCAAAAUCUUGAUUAUCAAAAUGAAUGGGUAGACUAAUAAAUACUGCCUUAUAAAAUAACUGUUCUUUACCUUUCUCUCAAAUGGUCACACAUAAGGUUUCAUCUACAGAGCCUAAAGUCUUGUGCAUGAAAGUACUGCUCCAUGACUUUCAUUUGAGGGUUAAUCACUUUAAAAUUUAUCAUGUCAACCAAAUGGUCGUAGCCUUACAAAGAGAUUUUUGGCUAAAUCACUGUCAUACACCUUAACCCUUUAAACCCUUAGAGUGACCAGCAUCUAGUUUCUCCUUACAAUAAUACUGCUGAAUCAUUGAUUUAAGAUCAUGAGAAUAAAGGAAAUGAUCACCAACUAAAAAAGCUCUUGAUUGUUAAACAAAUUCUCUUUGUCAGCACCUUAGGAAAUGUAUAGAGAACAGUAUGGAGAAUAUGCAUACUGAUGUUAGGGUGUAAAGGAUUAACAUUAAUUUAUGAGUAUUCUCCAUUAUACAACAAGCAGACGUUGUUUGACAGUCAACAGCUUCUUUGGCCAGUGAUCAUUUCCUAUAUUCUAAUAACCUUAAGGUUUGAUUCAAGGAUGUUACUGUAGGGAGAAAUUAAUUCUAAACUCUCUUAGGAUUUAAAGAUUAAAUGCUUGUUUUGUUGAGUUUCUCUCUUGCAUCUUCAGGUUGUCCACUGCACUGGUUGCAUGAAAAUGUCUGUGAAAGUCUCAGAGUCAGGAGAAGAGAAGGUUCCAUUGUUUAUGGUCGCCAUCGGAGUUCCGCUUAUGUUCACAUCCACUUUUGAAGUUCCACUUGACAGAGCCACCUUUACCAGUCGUCACAGUCUUGACAUGAAAUUCCUGUCAUGUGAUGACAGGUGGGUGUAUGUAAUUAAUUGAAUGCACGCCAUCAUCACCUUGCUUUUGCAGUUUUUCAAUUUUUGUCCUCUUCCCAAGCUUGUCUUAUUUACAAACUCAUUCUUUGCAGAAGAAACUUAAUCUUACCCUGUUUGAGUGAACAUUUUUAUCUAACAUCACAGAUAAAUUUUUUUUUUGGUGUAUACAGAAGCUUCUCUAUUUUAGUUUUUCACUGCUAUUGGCUUACUGGAAAAAAGAAAAACUAAGAUGUUACAUCCUGUUUGAGCUUUUGAUUUAUGGUGCAGACAAAAUAGUUCAUAGUCUGGGAUAAGAUUGAGUGAAACUUUGGCAAUUUGCCUGACACAAUCCUUGAGAGUUACAGCCCUUUUUUUUUAGCUCUCAUGCCUUGUCCAAUGAUUUCACCUGCUGAAGAUUUUGUAUUUUUUUUUCCUCCAGUGUUGCAGACCUCCUUGGUUUCACACCAACAGAGAUUGUUGGCAAGUCCUGGUACCACUUCCAACAUGCUUGUGACUUGGACACAGCAUUAGCCUGCCACAAGACUUGUAAGUCAUCUCAACAACAUUCUCCUCCCUCUCCUCAAGCUGCUUUUCAUUCAAACUUUUUCUGAUACCUGUAACAUGUGCUCUGUUCAAUGACAUGCCAGCUGGAAAGGCCAAUUUUGAAAAGAGCACAGGUGUAAGGUUUUGUUAGCUGUUUCACCCCUAUGAAUGACCAGCAUCUAAGUUCUCAGAACACAUUCAGGUUAUGAGAAUUAAGGAAAUGAUCACCAACUACAGAAGCUCUCAAUUUUUACACAAAUUCUCCUUCUCAGCACCUUAGGAAAGGUAUAGUGAACUGUAUUAAGAAUAUGCUUGCUGAUGUUAGGAUAUAAAAGGUUAAAUAGCCACUAAUCAGGAACUGAGCCUGUUUGAAACAAAAAUCAGGUUUGAAAAAGCAGCAACAAUCAAGCCUUAAAGAGAGAACAGUUAUAGAUAAAACUUACUAUUAACAAUUUUAUUUCACUUUAUUUCAGUGCUGACCAAAGGCCAGUCUGUGAGUAAGUACUACCGCUUCUUACUUCGCAAUGGAGGAUGGGUGUGGCUUCAGACUAAGGCCAACAUUGUUUACGACAGUAAGACAUGUCAGCCACAGUUUGUCCUCUGCACAAAUUACAUCAUCAUGUAAGUUACCAAGAGGAUUGAUUUUAAUUUUGUAAAUAAAUACUUUUUAAUGGAAUAGUGAUUAGCUCAAGAACACAGCAGAAGUAUAUGGGUACACUCAGUGAAGAGGAGUGGUGUGGCAGAUUUCUAAUGUACUCUAGGAAUUCUCUAAGUGUUCAUAUGCUGUUUGGGAGAUAUCUGCUCCCUUAAAAAAUGUCUAUCUAUUAUCAAGAUCAUCCUUACACAGUGUCUCACAAUAGCUGUGAGACUUAAGACCUGUCCACUAAGCUCACCCUUGUGGGAAAUGUCUCUAAAAGUUAGUGCGCCUUUCAACUCCUAAAAUUAACCACUGUAAAAGGGGCAUCUCCUUUAGUAUAUCAUGAGCAAAGUUUACUCAGACUUAUCAGUUGUAAUCUCCCUAAUUUUUCCAGGAGAGUUGACGAGAAGGAGUACAUACUGUCCACAGAACAAGUCAACCCUGUACCUGCACCUCUAGGUCUUGACCUGGUGGUUAAGAAAGAAUGUGAAAAAGGAAGGGGCACCAGAAGAAAACAUUCCAUUGUGCUGGAGGAACGUACAAAGGUGCUCAAGGCAGCAGCGCAUGAACAGCGUCCAAGUGCAGAUGUCAAACCAAAGAAGGAGAGCAACCUUAAUACCUGCUGUAUGAAGACACCCCCAAAACAGGUAGCAAAGAAAUCCUGUCAGUGUCUUGAGGAUGUUGACUGUGACCACAUUAAUUUUCAGGUGAGCUGGGCCUAGAAAAUGCAACAUUGUCUAUUGUUUCUUGUGAAGGAACCUUGGAACCCUUUAGAGACUGAACACUCCACUGUGUCCAAUAAAACCUUAGUGCUUACCAGAUCCACCUCACAAAAAUGAUUUAUUGUAUAUUUAUCAUAAUUUAUUUUUGUGGUUGUCAGGAGUUCUUUCCAGUGGCAUGGGACACUAAUGAUGACCUCAUUGAGCAACAAAAGGAAUAUGAGAAGCUGCUACAAACACACUAUGGUGAUGACACGCCCAGUCCCACCCGCUUGGAAAACAGCACUGCUGAAAAUAGAGUCCCCUACAUUCCUUCACCAAGUAACGACCAAAAUAUUGAUAAAGGAAAAGUAGCCAAUGAGGAGGAGGAAAAUUUUGACGAACGUGCUCCAUUUAUUCCACUUUCAAUCAUGGACUCAGAGUUGGAUUGCGAUGAUGAUUUAUUGGUGGAAAUUCCUUUCCUCGAUUCACCCAUGAUACCAUCACCCUCAUCGUGGCUGCUAAAUGCAGAUGAAAGUAUCCCAUCUCCAGGAAGUGCCAUCAUGCUACCUCCAGUCAAGCCUCUAUCUUACAACCGUCGUCCAAGUCUGUCUAACUCAUGCUCACCGGUUUUGAGCAGAAAGGAGAUCCCUACCGCCAUCAAACACAAUGGGUAUGUGACAAACGAGACGGCCCACAAAGGGAAAGCACUGUUUCCAAACAUCAGUACAUGGGAAGCUGAAGUGAAUGCACCAGUUCAGAACAUUAAUCUUUUGCAAGGUGAAGACCUGCUUGAAGCUCUUGAAUGUGGUGACUUCUUGUGAGCUUUGGCUGGUUAAGUGAAGCAAACUGUAUGUCUCAUCUAGGAGUGAAAACAGUUGAAGGACUUAUUUCAAUUAUUUGUAGGUUAUACUCAACUUUAUAAGUUCAUUGCAUUUAAUGUCUGAUUGUAAUGCAAAAUGCAAUUCCAGUAAUCUUUGUCAGGAAACAAAUGUCAUCGCAUCACAUUUAUUUAGCUUUAAGUUUGGAAUUUGUUUGUUUGUUUGUUUGUGUGGUGAUACGAAGGCAAAGUGGUAAGCCUUGUGGACUCCGAAUAGAGAGAUUCGAGCCCUGGCUCAAUCCCCUGUUAAGUUCUCGGACAAGACUAGUUAACCUCACGGUAACCCUCUCCACCCAGGAGUAUAAAUGGGUACCAGUUAGCUUUCCUCAAAAAGUGAGGAGGACUGGGGGAUAGCUGCUAAGGACUGAGAUCUUAUGCCAUGUUGAUAUACUACCAGUUACCUCAUACCAUAGAAACCAGGGAUAAACAGCUACAGUACCACAGUUUUGAGCCUCUUGGUCCCAAGAUUUAACAAUAGCUUUUUUUUCCUUAUGGAUAACCAAUACAGUUAUGCAAGUGUAUAAAGUGUAGACAAACUUUUGGCAAGUUGAUUGUGUUGUUUGGCACUCAACAUUGUUUUGGCAUCUUUUGACGUGUUUCCCCAUACAUGGGUAAUUUAGAAGGCAACUUGAUAAGAUAAAACAACCUUAAAAAUUUGUCUCAAGUUUAGGACAAAGGAUAUCCAUAGCGAGUUCUUAUUCAGAAUUUGAUGCUGGUUGCAUUUGUAGAGAAGUUGUCAUAAACCUUGUUAAGUGGCAGUGUCAACAUAAUUAACACUAUGAGUUUCUGAUUCUGGCAACAAGAAGCAUACUGCAUCAAAACAUUCUUCCAAGCUCCUUUAAAAAAUUUUUGCCUGUGCCUCACAGACACCAAGGUGGUAAAUGAGGAAACUUCUAGAAGGGUAGGGCUUAUUUCUGAACAGUGGCUGGUUAUCAAGUCUAAAAUUUUUCAGACCCUUCGGUUUCCAACAAAAGACAUUGUAGCUUGACUUGGAAGGUUUAACUAGUGCUAAGAUUGUCCUUGCAGAGUGGUACAGUAGUUAAAACUGUGUGUAUAGAUUCAAUCAUAACAGUAUUAGUUUAAAAAAAGAAAAAUGUAGUAUUUCAUAGUUAACAUUUGUAGCUUCAAAAUUAGUUGUAGAGCAUAACAAGAUUUUAUCUAUACAGUGUAUCAUUGAGUGCAGUACAUGCCUAAGGUUGAGUGCAUUGUGUGCCCGCUCUGUUUUCUUUGUUGCGGCUUGCUCAUGUACCCCACUGAUUGCUUGAUUGCUCAUUUAACCUUGUGUCAGUUUCACUGUUAGACUAGUACAGUAAUCAAAUUUUACAAAGAUCUGCAUCACGAACUUUGUAUUGGUUACAGUGUUGCAUAUUUCAAUGCCAUUUCUGUUAGUCUGCAAGCCUAACUUGCAGAGGUGUGUGAAAAGCUUUCAAUGUAGAAUUGCAUUUUAUUUCACUAAUAAUGGUGCAUAAAAACUUCAAAAAAAGAGUAUGAAGUGACUAAUGUAGCUACAGGCAUAUUAAGCCAAAAACUGACAACUUCAGUAAACUUCUGGAGAGCCUUACAUCUUUGAAUUCUUCAUCAUUAAAAUUGAUACAUAAAGAUGCUGGUGUCAUACACUUUAAUAAAGGGAAUAGGUUUCUAAAGAAACUGUAGUGCUGCUUUGGUGGGAGAGUAUAACAGGGUAAUUUGGUAUUAUCAAAUCUCUUUUGCUCUGAUGAAGGGCUAAUGCUCAAAUUGUCAUCUUUGAAACUCCUCGUGGUGGCCAAUUUAUGUUAUCAACUCAGUUGAUAAUACCAAAUCACCCUGUAAUACACUUAUUGCAAAGAUCACAAUGUCCUACAGGAUUAGGAACUCUGAAAUCCACUCCUACAAUUGCAACUAUAAUAUGGUUUUCCAGCUGCUCUGCCACAAAUCAGAAAUAAAAUCUUCUAUCUUCUUAAAACUAUUUAUCUUUCUUCAUUGAAGCCCUUAUUUGGGAACUCAAUGGUUUCAUUAAAUCAUCUUUUUUGCACAAAACCAUCACAUUUCUUUCCUCAAACCUGAAGAAGAAGUUCAAUUAGUUCUUAGAUCUUGUGGGAAAUUCAUUCUGGGCUAGGUCUGUUGUCUUUUGUAAGAUCAUCAAAACUGAUCCACAAUCAUUCUACAAGUAUGUGAUUAGCCUAAAGUAAUAUCUGAGAAAGUCAUUCCUAUUCAGGAACAACUGAAACACUUUUAAAAAGAUUCUGAACUGGAUUGUAAGACAUUUGAGCUAAAAAAUGUGCGGGCUGAUCCAACAGGUACUUUGCAAGCAAUUUCAGCAAAAUCAGUCCUUCCUUCCUCAAUACCUUAAACUAGCCCCACCCUGAAACAAGUUCCCAUCUUGUCUACCAACCUCCAUAGCUCUGCCCUUAUUUUGCGCUCCCUUGGAAAACUAGCAAAUUUCUAUGCUCUAAAAUGUCUCAAAUGUUUACUGAUCAUGCUGCCAAUUUUAACUACUUUUGAGUUUAUCUUGAGAUAAUCAUAUUACAGUCAACUUAAAUCUUAAAAAAUGUGUUCCAUGUUUCUGCAUUCCUGUUCAGUAAUAGAUCAAAGAUGAUGUAAAAAAUGGUGAGAACAAAAAAAGAAAGUGGCAGCACAUGAGGCACAGUCAAGUGUGACACGUUCUUUCAGAGACUUUACCCCUAAAACUCCCAUGAGUGACCAAGACAGAAUUUCUCCUUACAAUAUCAAUACAAAAUCAAGAAGACAAGUGAUGAGAAUCAAGAAAAGUAUCAACUAGGGGAUUAUUAGUUGAUCCAGCAACAAAUUCUCAGAAGUAACAUCAGAAGAAUUGUAUAGC
Messenger RNA from Pocillopora meandrina, 9497 nucleotides. The record is from the annotation of a GenBank genome assembly. Lineage: Eukaryota; Metazoa; Cnidaria; Anthozoa; Scleractinia; Pocilloporidae.